AUGGAGCAAACACAAGGUGCUUGUAUAGAAGAGGAGAGAAAAGCACUACUUGAAAUCAAAGCCUCCCAUAUGAAGUCAUAUGAUUCCGAAAUGGACAAUUUUCUCCCUACCUGGGUUGAUUAUGACAACAGUACCACUGGGGAUGGUGGCAGCAACUGCUGUGAUUGGGAGAGGAUCAACUGCAGCACAACAACGGGGCAUGUGACAGACCUCUCUUUUUACUAUUUGAGAGGGAUGAUAGGUGAUAAUAUGGAGUUUGGGAGCAAGCUGUGGCCAUUGAAUGUUUCCUUGUUUCUUCAUUUUAAAGAGUUGACAAGUCUCAAUUUGUCACAGAAUUUUCUUGAUAAAGAAUUUAUGAAGACAGGACUUGAAAGGUUGUCGGGUUUGAAGAAGUUGGAGGUUUUGGACCUCAGUUUCAAUGAUGAUAUUGAUAACGACAUCCUUCCAUCAUUGAGGACACUCACUUCACUCAAAGUCUUGGAUCUUAGCCACACUAAAUUGAAUGGGAACUUCUCUAUCAAAUUUGCUGCUUUAGAGAACUUAGAGAUGUUGGAUCUACACUAUUGUAGCUUCAAUGGUACCUUGGAGAUUCAAGGUUCUGAGAGGGUUUCCGUAUUGAGGAAGUUGAAAACUUUAAAUCUUGCGGGCAACUGGUUUGAUGAAAGCAUCAUAACAUCUUUAAAUGCCCUUUCAUCGCUUACAAGCUUGGAUCUUAGCAGAAAUCGAAUGUCGGGACAAUUUCCAGCUCAAGAAUUUGCUGCUUUAGAGAACUUGGAGAUGUUGGAUCUAAGUGAUUGUGGCUUCAAUGGUACCUUUGAUAUUCAAGGUUCUGAGAGGGUUUUCAUAUUGAGGAAGUUGAAAACUUUAAAUCUUUGGCGCGGCAGAUUUAAUGAAAGCAUCAUAAGAUCUUUAAAUACCCUUUCAUCACUUACAAGCUUGGAUCUUAGCGGCAAUCCAAUGUCAGGACCAUUUCCAGCUCAAGAAUUCCUUAAUUUGUCUGAUUUGGAAGUCCUCCUCUUGAGCGGUAAUUAUUUCAAUGGAACGAUACCAAUGGAAGCUUUUGCAUCUUUCCACCGUUUGGAGGUCUUAGAUUUGAGUCGAAACAGUUUUGUUGGCAGCAUCCCGUCAGCAAUACAGGCAUUAGCUUCCCUAAGAGCUCUCUCAUUUUCUGAAAAUAAUCUUGAUGGCUCAUUAUCAGAUCAUGGGUUGUGUGAGUUGAAGAACCUCCAUGAGUUGGAUCUGAGCAACAACAUGCUCCAUGGAACUCUGCCUGAUUGUUUGAAAAAUCUGUCAUCUCUUAGGUUUUUGGAUAUUUCUUCAAAUCGAUUCACGGGAAUACUUCCGUCAUCACUCAUUGUUAAUCUUACAUCUCUCGAGUACAUUGAUUUUAGUCAUAACGUAUUUGAAGGUUCAUUCUCCUUCAGCUCCUUCUCCAAUCAUAUAAAGCUUCAAUUCGUUCGAUUCAGAAGCGACAAUGACAAGUUUGAGGUGGAAACAGAAGAGCCUAUAGGUUGGAUUCCAAUGUUUCAGUUGGAAAUUCUUGAGCUAUCUAACUGUAAUAUGAAAAUGCCUAAAGGACGUGUUAUUCCUGGGUUUCUACUUCACCAGCACAAGUUACGAUAA
Molecule: messenger RNA, 1623 nt
Organism: Lactuca virosa
Lineage: Eukaryota; Viridiplantae; Streptophyta; Magnoliopsida; Asterales; Asteraceae
Source: the annotation of a GenBank genome assembly